Molecule: messenger RNA, 14316 nt
Organism: Pseudogymnoascus destructans
Lineage: Eukaryota; Fungi; Ascomycota; Leotiomycetes; Thelebolales; Thelebolaceae
Product: Nonribosomal Peptide Synthase (NRPS)
Exons: 4
Coding region: 171-14060 (4629 amino acids)
Biological process (GO): secondary metabolite biosynthetic process; amino acid activation for nonribosomal peptide biosynthetic process
Cellular component (GO): cytoplasm
Molecular function (GO): catalytic activity; phosphopantetheine binding
Source: RefSeq, a predicted model, not a curated record
GUGCAUGUUGUCUCACGUUAUACCCAUCACCAGUGCAUGCUUCGGUCUCACGUUAUACCCAUCACCAGUGCAUGCUUCGGUCUCACGUUACACCCUUUCCCCUCUGACCUCUCAUCAAUCCAUCCCCCAACACCCGCUGAGAUACCCAACCGACACACCAAAAACCAAUAAUGCCGGGCCUCUCCAUCCUCAAUGCCCACCCGCCCCUCCUCGCCGGGCCGGCCCUGCUACACGACCUCGUGAGCUGGGACGACGCCGGCGCCCCCGCCCUCGACUUCCUCGGCCCCGAAGGCUCGGACGUGCGUCACAGCUAUACGUACGGCGAGCUGCAACGCUGCGUAGCCAGCCUAGCCGCAACCCUCCACGAAACCCUCAGAUCCUCCGGGCGAGGGGACCCGGACGGACCCCAGCUUAUCAUCCCCCUGCUGGUCCCGCAGUCCCCGGCACUCUACAUCGCGCAGCUAGCCGCCCUGCAGAUCGGCGCCGCAUUCUGCCCGAUCAAUCUCGACGCGCCUAAGGAGCGUAUCAAGUUCAUUGCCGGCGAUGUCAAGGCGGAACUUAUCAUUUCUACACGCGACAAUGACGAGGCCGUCACGUGGGAGGGGGGGCCUACACCCAUCUUAAUCGACGUCCACUUCCCCAUCCCCCCCUCCCUCGACCCCCUCGCCCCCCUCGCCCCCCCUCCCCUUCCCCCUUUCCCCGCGACUACUACCACUUCCUCCCUCGCCUAUGUCAUGUACACAUCCGGCUCGACCGGCCUCCCCAAAGGCGUCGGCGUCAGCCACCGCGCCGCCACGCAAUCCCUACUCGCGCACGAGGUUCUAAUACCGACAUUCUCCCGCUUCCUCCAGUUCGCCGCGCCCUCCUUCGACGUCUCCGUCUUCGAGAUCUUCUUCCCCCUCUUCCGCCGCUGCACGCUGAUUGCCUGCCACCGCGAGCGUCUCCUGAACGACCUCCCCGGCACCAUCAACGCCAUGGACGUCGACGGGUGUGAGUUGACUCCCACAGUGGUCGGAUCGCUGCUCUUGCGGCGCGCCAAUGUGCCGCGGUUGAAACUGCUGCUUACGAUUGGGGAGAUGCUCACAAGGCCCGUCGUUGACGAGUUCGGGUACGCGGAUGAUAAGGUGGGGAUGUUGUGUGGCAUGUACGGUCCCACGGAGGCGGCUAUCCAUUGCACGGCGUACACGAACAUGGCCGCUGGUUCCAAAGUCGGUAAUAUAGGCCGCCCCUUCUCCACCGUCUCCUGCUUCAUCGCCGCCAUCCCCUCCCCCACCGGCCCCUCCACCGGCUCCGCCCUGUCCAUCCUCCCUAUCGGCGAAGUGGGCGAGCUCGUUCUCGGCGGCACGCAACUAGCCGACGGGUAUCUGAACCGCGAGGAAGAAAACAAGGCCGCUUUCGUCACAUACAACGGAUCCCCCGCCUACCGCACGGGCGACAGGGGGCGGAUUCUUGAGGACGGGACGAUUGAGGUGAUGGGACGCAUUAGUGCGGGACAGGUCAAGUUGAGGGGGCAGCGCGUGGAGUUGGGGGAGAUUGAGGAGGUGGUGUAUAAGCACCCCGGGAUUGAGCUGGCGUUUGCGAGCGUGUUGGAGGGGAUGCUCAUCGUCUUCGCGCGCGCGGUAGGCGGGGAGACCGUCGAGGCCGAAGAAGUAAUGACGACGUGCGAGCAGUGGCUUCCACGGUAUAUGGUGCCGAGCGAAGUGGUCGUCAUGAGCGCGUUCCCGUACUUGCCGUCGGGGAAGAUUGAUAAGAAGAGAUCGGAAGCCGAGUACCUCCGCUCUCGCGCCGAGGACGGGGGUGAUGAAGCGGGAGUGGUUAGGGAGACGGAGAAGACGGUUGCGACGGCGCUCCAGACGCUGUUAAAGGCCCGAGUCAACCCGACGAAACGGCUUGCGACGUAUGGGUUGGAUUCCCUAACUGCCAUCCGACUAGCCUCCCAUCUCCGGAGCGCGAGACUGCGUAUCUCCCCCGUGGAAAUCCUAGAAGCGGAGACCCUGCGCGAGAUUGCGAGGGUUUGUGAGGAGCGCCUGGACCAACCCGAUGCGUCCUCCCAGCCCCCCGAGGUCUUUGAUUUCUCGGGGCUGGAGGGGCCGGUUAGGGAUGCACUGGCGGAGAUGAACGUCCAUGACCCCUUUGAAGAGGUGAUGCCCUGCACCCCGCUCCAGGAUGCGAUGCUACUCGAGACUAGUGUGGAUGCGGUGGCCUAUAAUAAUUUUAUCCAACUACGCAUCUCCGAGCCCCUGGACCCGCAACGGAUUGUCAGCGCGCUGAGGGAGUUGGCGCGCCAUAAUCCGCUGCUGAGAACGGGGUUUGUGGAGUGUGAGAGUGAGUGGAGCGCGUUUUCCCAGGUUGUGUGGCCGGGGUUGGGGGAGGGGCAGGUUGUUGUUGAGAUGGCUGGGGAUGGGGAGGACAAGGUGGAGGGGGGGAGGAGGGGGUUAGAGAUGGUGAGGCCUAUAAGGAUGAGAGUCACGCCGUUCGGGGACCACGCGGUGGUGAGGUGGGAUAUCCAUCAUGCGCUUUAUGACGGGUGGUCGCUGGAGUUGAUCAUUGGGGAUUUGGAGGGGAUUUUGUCUCCCCCAUCCUCCCCAUCCUCACCCGACGACACGAAGCCCACCUUGGCACCGCGCCCCCCCUUCCGCACCCUCGUCGAACACACGCUCCGCCUCGCCUCGAGAUCGAUGGAGAAGGAGAAGCAGUACUGGAAAGACCACCUCGCGCACUUCUCACCGAGGUCGUUGCCUUCUUUUCACGCCUCCUCCUCCGCGCCGCGCGGGUUGGAUAUCGUCGCCCACACAACCUCUAUCUCUACGUCUGCGCUGGAUAGAUCCGCGGCGUUAGCUGGCGCAAGUCCGCAAGCUAUGGUGCAAUCCGCGUAUGCGAUAGUGCUGUCGAGUUAUUUCGGGACGAAGGAUAUAUGCUUCGGCUCCGUCUUCUCAGGCCGAUCAGUGGAUGUAGAAGGGAUAGAGGAGAUCGCUGGGCCGUGUAUUGCGACGUUGCCGGUGAGGAUUGAUAUCGGGAGUGGCACGGUGGGGGGCGUGAUGGCGGAGAUGCAGAGGGUGGGGAGGAGGCAUAUGGAGAAUGAAGCUCUUGGACUUCGGGAGAUUCAGGGGCUGGUGGAGGGGGAGAGUGAGGGGGGGGUGUUUGAUACGUUGGUUAUUUGGCAGCAGAGCCUCGCCGACGGCGGGGGGGGGGGAAGAGAGUACAUCACCCCUGGCACUACUGCUGGGAGCGGGGAUGGCAAGGUGAGGUUCGAUGCUAGCUACCAGACUGCCAUCUUUGGGCGGGAAAUGAUCCAGCUGCUUCUGAGACAGGUUGAGGGUGCUCUAGAGGUGUUUAUACGGUAUGGGAUGGAGGCGGGUGUGGAGGGUGUUUUUUGGGGGUUGGAGGGGGAGGGGUGGAUGAGCGUUUGUGAGGGGAGUGGGGUGAGUCCCGCUCUUGCUAAUGGCGAGAAUGGCGAGGAAGUUGCAGCGAUGGGGGGGCCGAAGGUAAGGGGAAAUAGGAGAGCGAAUCGGAUUGGGAGGUUGGUUACCGGAAGGGACGUGGAGGUGAGUCUCCAGCAACCCAUCGCGGGUAAGGUCAGAGGCUACGUAGGCCGCGUCGGGCGGGGUAUCAGAAUCCUCGUCAUCGCACCUCAGUUAGAGGAGGACGUGGUGAUCCUCCCUCUCGGCGCGGAAGGCGAGUUGUGUAUCUCCUUCCAUGGGGUUGAGGAGGGGCUUGUCGAGGGGGGGAGGUUUGUGGACGAUCCUAUGCAUGGAAAACUCCUCCGCACGGGCGAUUUGGUAAGACUCCUACCUGGUGGUGAAGUGAUUUAUCGCGGACGGAAGGGGAAGGAAGUUUUGGCUAGGGGGCGGAGAGUUGAUGUGGGUGUUGUGGAGGGGGUUGUGCUUGAGAACCCCGCUGUUGGGGAUGGUUGUGCGACGGUGGUGGUGGGGGAGGCGAAACUAGUGGCGUUCUUUACCCCUAUCCAAGCGGAUGGUGGGGAGGGGGGCCUCGAAAUCUUGGAUGUGAAGCAAGAGGUGCUGGAGGGGAUUUACGCCCAUCUAGACGCCGCGGUUCCUUCUUACGCUGUGCCGGUUUCGAUCAUCCCCAUCUCUGCCCUCCCUAUCACGGCGGAGGGUGAUGUUGAUACCCCGACUCUCAAAAGCGCGUACGCGUCCCUCACCCCCACCCAGCUGGCGCAAUACGCCAACCCCUCCGCCUCGACAGCGGAGUACACCUGGACCCCUCUCGAGUCCCUAAUCCUCUUCGCUGUCACGGCAGUCGUAACCGCGGCGGCCAAAUCCCAAGAGAUGGUUGUGAAGCCGAAUACGCCCUUUGCGGCACUGGGGAUUGAUUCCAUCGCCGCCAUCGGUCUGGUGCGAAAACUCAAGCAGGGGGGUGUGAAGACGGAUGUCGGGGGGGUGCUGAGGUUUGGGAGUGUGAGGAGGCUGGCGGGGUGGGUUGAGGGGGAGAGGGAGAGGGAGCGGGCUAGGCAGGAAGAUGUGAAGGGGGGAGAUGAGGGGGAGAAAGAGGGUGGGGUGGAGGGAAUGCUGACGGCGGGGGAGAUUGUGUUUGAACCCGCGCUGGUGGAUGAGGUUCGUGAUGCUGUUAAGGAAAGGGGGUGGACGGUGGAGAGGGUGUUGCCGUGUACGCCGCUGCAGGAGGCCAUGCUUGCUGCUAGUGAGCUGGAUUCUGUCAGCGACUCUUCCGCCAGUACCUCCCCCACCAGAGACUUGUCGGCAAGCGAUAAAGGCGAAGAGGGCGCGUACGUCAACCGCGUCCUCCUCUCCCUCUCCGUCCCCAUCGAAGCCGUCGACUCCGCAUGGUCCGAGAUGGUGAAGCGCCAUGAGAUUCUCCGAACCUGUUUCGUGCGCGCCGAACACGCGCGGUACGCGUUUUGCCAAGUCGUACUUGCCGGCUUCACUCACGAAUCUAAAGUCGUUGAGGUCGCCGACGCUGCGGGGGUGGAAGACGUCAUGACCCGCGGAGUAAGCUGGCAGGUUGAUGGCGAGGCGGGGUGCAGGCCGCCGUAUGAGUUGACGUAUAUCCGCGUUGCGGGUAGGGGGGUGAAGUUGGUAUUGGCGAUGCAUCAUGCGCUUUAUGAUGGGUUCGCGAUGGGGGUUCUUUAUGAGGAGAUGGAGACGUAUUUGCGGAGGGGGGAACUGGGGGAGGCGGUGGGGCUGGCGCCGUUUUUGAGGUAUAUGACGAGUGUGAACGGGGAGAAGGCGGAUGCGCACUGGAGGGGGUUGUUGCAGAAUUUUCAGCCGGUGUCGUUCACACCAUCGUUGGAGAAGGAGGAAGAGGGGAGAGAGGUGAAGAAGGAGACGAAGGAAGAGGUACCGAGGCAAAACCACGUCCUCACCCUCCCCUCAUCCAUGAGUCUGUCAGAUAUCGAAUCCCACCUCGCCCACCACUCCGCCUCCCUCCUCUCAGUCUGCCAAACCGCCUGGGCCUCCCUCCUCGCCCACCGUUCUUCAACCACAGAUAUCUGCCUCGGCAGCGUGGUAAGCGGCCGUACCGUCCCUGUUGAGGGACUUAAUAGGCUUGUAGCGCCGUGUUUCAACACUAUCCCCUUUCGAUUGCGGAACCUGCAUAGAUUGAGCUACUUGGAAGCGUUUAGAGCGCUGCAGGAGCAGAAUGUGGAGGCGGUGGAGUGGCAGAUGACGGGGUUGCGGAGGGUGCAGAGCCUCGCCGGUAUUGAAGGGGGGCAGGGGUUGUUUGAUACUCUUAUCCUCGUCCAGACGCCGGAACGGGAGAUGGAUCCCGCAGUGUGGAAGGUGGAGGAGAAUAGGGGGGGUAUGGAUUUCCCGGUUGUGGUGGAGAUUGUACCCCGUCCUGGAGCUGGGGAGGGGGGGGUGUUGGAGGUUACGUUGCAUAUCCACGACCUUCCACUAGGGAAGGAGGAGGUGAGGAGGGUGUUGGAGAAGUUUGAUAGGUUUCUUAAGAUUGCGCUCACCGGACCGAGGGAGCAGAUUGUUCCUGCUGCUUGGAAGGGGGAGUGGGCUGUUACGACGCAGGAUAGACGAGAUGCGAAGGUCCGAACUGCUGAUGGUGGUGCUGCUGCUGCUGCUGAGGAGGAGGCGGAGUGGACCGACAUCGAAGUGGUAGUCAGAGGUGUGAUAGCAGCGUUCACGACGGUGCCGGAGAAGGAGAUUGGAAGGGGGACGAGCAUUUAUCGGUUGGGGCUUGAUAGUAUAAAUGCUGUACAGGUGGCGACGGCAUUGAGGGGAAAAGGGUAUACAGUUGUCGCGAGCGAGGUGUUGAUGCACCCCUCUGUGCGGGAGUUGUCGGGGUGGAUUGCGGGGAAGAGCACUUCUUCUGCUAGCGCUGUGACGGGUGGUGAGGUGGGGGAGUAUGAUUUCAAAGCCUUCUCGGACCGCCACCGCGCCACUAUUAUCAAAGAACUUAGCCGGCUAGGGGUAGAUUGCGAGGUAGAGGGCGUGUAUCCCUGUACGCCAGUGCAAAACGGGAUGUUGGCACAGACGAUGCAUAGCUCGGGAGUGGAGUAUGUGAACUCGUACACCUUACAGCUUGGCCCGGAUGUUGAGCUGGACAGGGUGAGAGAGGCGUGGGGUGUGGUGGUGAAGGCUUGUCCGACGCUUAGGGCGGGGUUUGUGGGGACGGAUAAGGGGUUUGCUGUUGUCGUUUAUGAGGCUGCGAGGGUAGAGGUGCCGUGGGUUGAUGGGAGAGGGGAGGAAGGGACAGGAGGGAUGGGGCUAAGUGAGUUGGCGCGGAGGCCGUGGUGGUUGGAGGUCCUCAGGGAGGAAGGGGAGGUGUGUGUCAAGUUCACGGCGCACCAUGCGUUGUAUGAUGCCCAGUCUUUGCAUCGGAUUUUUGAAGAUGUUCAGGCUGUGUAUUCUCACGGCAUCUCGCCAAGCUAUCCAUCAUUUCUUCCACUUCUCGGCGCGAUCCUCAACGCCAACUCUCCCGCCGACGAGGAAAGGCGGAAGGCGUUUUGGAUGGAGCAGAACCUCAAACUCCACCGGUUCCCGGACUUGACGCCGCUGAGGGUGGCGAGCACGAGGAGUGUCGUGAGUAAGAUUACGUCGAAGAUGACCCUUGAGGAGAUUGAAGAGAGGUGUAGAGAGGGGGGUUGGAGUGUCCAAGCUGUCGGACAGGCGGUUUGGGCGAGGCUUUUGGGGGGGUAUGUUGGGGAGGAGAGGGUGGCGUUUGGGGUCGUCCUUAGUGGACGGGGGGUUGCUGGUGGGGAGGGGGGGAUUGCGAGGGUGGCGGAGUGGCAGUUCACGCCGCUUGUGGAUGUGCAGAGGUGGACGGGGAAUACGGGGGGAUUGUUUGAUACGCUUUUUGCUUAUCAGAAGUCCGCGAGUAGUGACGACAGGGAGGGUGAGGGGAAGGUAAGUGGCGACGAGGUGUGGAAAAUCGUGGAGGAGGACGCAGAAGCCGAUUUCGCGGUCUCGAUUGAGAUGUUACCCGAGGGUGAGGAGAUGGUCCUCCAGCUUACGGCUAAGGAGGGUUUGGUGCCGAGGGAACAGGCGGAGUUGAUGGUGAGGCAGUUUGAUGCGCUUUUGGUGGAUAUGUUGACUCCCGGGGCGGGUGGACUUGAUGAGAAUAUCCUGUCUAUUGCCCCGCCUGAGCACCCGACGCUAUCGGAUUCCGAGGAGGGGGAUAUGCUACUCCAUGGUUUCGUGGAGAGGCAGGCUCGCCUGACGCCCGAGAAGAUAGCGCUGGAGUUCACCACGAGUCUUGGGGCUGGAGAGGGCAACACGGCGGCGUGGACGUACGCACAGCUUGACAAGGAGGCUAAUCGCAUCGCAAGACUUGUGCAGAACCUCGGUGCUGAGCAAGGGCAGCUGAUUGCGAUUUGCUUCGACAAGUGCCCUGAAGCGUCCUUCUCGACCGUGGGUAUCAUGAAGGCCGGGAGCGCGUAUGUAGCGCUUGACCCCGGCGCACCAGCCGAUCGGGUGAAGUUCAUCAUGCAGGAUUCUUGGGCGACGGUUGUGCUGACCGCUGGGAAGCCCGCGGAGAGCAUGAAAGAGGCUUUUGAGGGCAGCGAGAUCCAGGUUGUUGACCUGGGCACCACGGAGCUGCUGGAGGGGUGCAGUACUGAUGCACCAGUACUGUCCCGCCCGAUCGAUCCACAGGAUACGUCGUACUGCCUCUACACCUCCGGCACGACCGGGACGCCGAAAGGGUGCGAACUCACCCACGAAAACGCCGUACAGGCCAUGUACGCUUUCCAGCACCUCUUCGCCGGACACUGGACGCCCGAGUCAAAGUGGCUCCAGUUCGCGAGUUUCCACUUCGACGUCUCUGUGCUUGAGCAAUUCUGGAGCUGGAGCGUGGGGAUCUGCGUCGCUUCCGCGCCGAGGGAUUUGAUAUUCGAGGAUAUUCCCCGUGCCAUCCGCGCCCUGGGGAUCACGCAUCUUGAUCUCACGCCCAGUCUGGCUAGGCUGCUGCAUCCGGAUGAGGUGCCGAAAUUGUGUAAGGGGGUUUUCAUCACGGGCGGGGAGCAGUUGAGACAGGAUAUCCUCGAUGUGUGGGGGGAGAAGGCGUGUAUCUAUAACGGGUAUGGACCGACCGAGGCCACGAUCGGGGUGACGAUGUAUCCGCGCGUGCCGAAGAACGGGAAGCCCGCGAAUAUAGGACCGCAGUUCCUCAACGUCGGGUCCUUCGUCCUCAAACCCGGCACGAGCGAGCCGGUGCUGCGCGGGGCGGUGGGGGAGCUCUGCGUGAGUGGCAAGUUGGUGGGGAAGGGGUAUUUGAACCGUCCAGAGCUCACGGCGGAGCGAUUCCCCUAUCUGGAGGCGCUGGGGGAGAGGAUUUAUAGGACGGGCGAUCUGGUGAGGAUUUGUCAUGAUGGGAGUUUCCUCUUCCUCGGCCGGGCGGAUGAUCAGGUGAAGCUACGCGGGCAGAGGCUGGAGCUGACGGAGAUUACGGAGGUGAUUAAGCGCGGGGUGGAGGGUGUAGGGGAGGUGGUUACGCUGGUGCUGAAGCAUAGUGCGCAGCUUAAGGAGCAGCUUGUUGCGUUUUUCGUCCCGGCUGCACGGGUCGAGGAGCCGGUGGAGCUGAUCGGAGCGAUUCGCGAUGCUUGCACAAGCCGGUUGCCGGGGUAUAUGGUCCCUACCCAUUUUGUGCCGUUGGAGGCGUUGCCGCUGUCGCCGAGUAAUAAGGCAGAUGGGAAGGCGCUGGCGCGGAUGUAUGAUGAUCUCUCCACCGAGGACUUGCAACGUCUCAGCGCCGCCGGCCAGGAGGGACGGCAAUGGACGGGGGCUGAAAAGGAGGUUUUGGUGGUGUUGGCGGAGUGUAUGGGGGUGGAGGUUGCGGAGUUGAAGAGUGGAACGAAUAUCUUUGAGCUGGGCUUUGAUUCGAUCUCGCUCAUUGGGUUGGCGCAGCGGCUGCAGCACGCUGGGUAUUCAGGGGCGAAGGCGGCGGUUGUGGUGAGGAAUUCGGGGGUGGAGGCACUGGUGGGGCUGUUGGUUGGGGAUGAUGAGCAGGGUGCGGGGAGUGGGGAGAUCGUGGCGGCACAGCAGAGGAUUAUGGCGUUCAUGCAGAGGAAUAUACUUGGUGCGGCGGAGGAGAUGGGGGUCGAUCCCGAGGAGGUGGAGGCGUUGGCGCCUUGUACAGCGGCGCAGGCGGGGAUGAUCUACAGGUUCUUGGAUAGUGAGGGGAGCUUGUAUUUCAUGCGCUUUGCAUUUGAGCUUGCGGGAGAGGUGGAUGUGGAGAAGUUGCGCGAGGCGUGGGGGAGGGUUGUGAGCGGGUUGGAGGUGUUGAGGAUGGGGUUCGUUUUUACACGCGACGGAUGCGCGCAGGUUGUUUUGAAGGAGCGGGAGGUUCCUUGGGGUGUUGAGACAGAGUUUGUGGGGAUGGAGAAGGGGGAGGCGCUGGCGAGGCCGUGGAGGGUUGGUGUUACUGAACAGGAGGGGAAGAGGGUGAUGAGGUUGGAGAUCUUCCAUGGGCUUUAUGAUGGGGCUAGUCUCCCGCUUCUCCUCAGGAAGGUGGAAGAGGAGUAUAAGGGCGUGGAGGGGAUCGACUAUGGUCCUUCAUUCAUGAGUUCCUUACCUCAUGGACCGCUCGCUACUUCUGAAGGUACGGAGGCCUUCUGGAAGGGGGCGCUGGAGACGGCGGAGUUUACACCCUUGCCGCUCCUUGAGAACUCUCAGGAGGGUGAUGUGAGUGCCUCGCGCCGUGUGCAGGGUCUGGAACACUUGGAGGCGCUGAGGCAGUCGCUGGGGGUGACGUACCAGGCUAUCCUGCAGGCGGCGUGGAUCUCUGCAUUCCGUGCUCAGUUUCCCGCUGAAGCGGCGCCGAGCUUUGGGAAUAUCAUCUCGGGGCGCGCGAUUGAUUUCAGUGGUGCGGAGAACGUGGUUGGACCGUUCCUUAAUACCCUCGUCUUCCAUGUCGACGUCAAGGAGGGGAUGAGCUGGAAGGAAUUGAUCCAGGCGUGUCAUGCGUACAAUGUUGGUGCUAUGCCGUUCCAGCACUCGCCGUUGAAGGAUGUGCAGAGGUGGUGUGGUGAGAGCGGACGGGAGUUGUUCGAUACCCUCUUUGUGUUUCAGCGUGAGGAGGAGGGGGGAGAGGAGGGGCUGUGGAGGGAGCUGGAGGGCGAGGCGGUGGCGGAUUAUCCGAUGGCGUUUGAGGCUACGUUGAUGGGUGAGGGGGAUGUGAGGAUUGCGCUUGUUGGGCAGGGUGGGUUUGUCAACGAGGAGGUUGCGGGGGUGUUGCUGGGGAGGGUUGAGAGUGCGCUUGCUGCGUUGAAGGAGCCGGUGGGGGAGAUUCCUGGUGUUGAGGGAUCGGUGAGGGGGGGUCGGCUGGCGAAGAGAGGUGGAGAGAGUCAGGCGCCGGAUACUACGACUUCUGACAUGGACUUUGAGUGGACGCCCACGGCGAGUGUGAUUCGUACGCAGAUCUCGGAGUUGAGUAAGGUGGAGGAGGGGGGUAUCGCGGCGACUACGACGCUCUUCUCACUGGGGCUGGAUAGUAUCGAUGUCAUCAAGCUUGCGUCGCGGCUGAAGAAGGCGGGAGUUAAGAUCUCCGUCAGUGCGAUUGUGAAGAGCCAGACUGUUGCGAAGAUGAUGGGAUGUAUACAGCUUGAGCAAGGGCCAGUGGAGGUGAAGACGAGUAUCGAUGAACUUGAACGCCGGUUGAGGGAGUCGUUGCCAAAUAAGGAGGUGGAAGGGGCGACUGCGGUGCUACCGGCGACGCCGUUGCAGGAGGGGAUGGUUGCGGAGAUGGUGGCUUCGGGGUUUAGGAAGUACUUCAACCAUGAGCUCUAUCGCGUUAAGGGGGGUGUUGAUAUGGACGGGUUGAAGAAGGCGUGGGAGACCGUGGUGGCGGAGUUUGAUAUACUGCGCACUUCGUUUGUGGGGGUGGAGGAUGUGGAGAUUGAUGUUGGCUUUGCGCAGGUCGUGCAUCCUGUGUCUACCAGCAGCAUCUGGCGCACCGCUGAGUUUGCGGAGGAAGCGGAUCUUGGAGUGGAGACAAAGCUGCUUAUUGAGGGGGCGGUUGAGGCGGCGAAGAAAGGGAGUCUGCUGCAGCUUGUCGAUAUCACGCAUGGAGGGGAGAGAUACUACCUCCUCUCCAUCUCCCACGCGCUGUACGACGGGUGGUCUCUCCAAGCCCUCCACGCCAAUGUGCAGAAAGCGUAUAACGGCCAAGAACUCGCCAAUCCGAGCGUGCGGCUGCCACUGGAGCAGCUACUCAAUGCUAAUGGACCAGAUGCCACGAAGUACUGGCGCACUGCGCUGAGCGGCCUGCCCAAGUCGGAGUUCCCGCUCCAUAACGAGACAUCGGAAGGCGUUAACCGCUUUGAAUUCGCGUCUUCGAUACCAUUGGAUGAUAUCAAUGCCUUCUGUAGAGGGAACAACAUCAGUCUCCAGACUCUGGGGCAGACGGCAUGGGCUAUCCUUCUCGCGAGCUGCCUGAAGCGCCUCGACGUCUCUUUUGGAGUCGUACUGUCAUGCAGAGACACAGAGGAGACGAGCGAGCUCAUAUUCCCGCUCAUGAACACUGUCGUCGUGCGCGUAGUGGUCCACGGCGAUCGCAAGGUGAUGCUGCAGUAUAUGCAAGAAAGCAGCAACGCCAUGCGCGCCUACCAGCAGUUCCCAUUACGGAAGGCGCAGGCCCUCUCUGGGAGACAGGGGGGUGCGCUAUUCGAUACGCUGUUCAUCUAUCAGGGCAAAGCGCAGGAGGCUACUGGCGAGGUGCUGGCAGAGGCGGUGGAGAGUCGGGCGGAGGUGGAGUUUAAAGUCUGUGUGGAGAUGGAAGUUGUUGGCGGGGAGUUGGUGUGGAGGAUUGCGUGCCGGGAGGCCGCGAGGACGGUGGGGGAGACGGAGGAGUUGUUGAGGGAUCUUGAUGCGUUGAUGGGGAGGAUUGUGGGGGAUGUGGAGGCGGAGGUUAUUGUUGCUACUCAAGGACAGGUGGCGCUGUGUGGGCUUGAGCCGUUUGUGGAUGAGUCGUCCAUGGCGCAGGUGAAUGGUGUUGCGAAGGCGCCGAAGAGGAAGGAGGGGGUGUGGAGUGCGACGGAGCUUGCUAUUCGGGCUGUCUUGUCGCGGGUCUCGAAGACGCCGGAGGGGGAGAUUGAGAAGGAUCAGAGUAUCUUCCAUCUUGGGCUUGACUCGAUUAGUGCGAUUAAGGUGUCGUCGCUGUUGAGGAGGCGGGAUGUCAGGAUUACUGUUGGUGAGAUUAUGAAGAACAGCAGUAUUCAGGAGAUGGGUGCUUUAUUAGCGGAGAGGGUCGAUACUGUGGCCGAGACGCAGACGAGGGAUGUUGAUGCCGUUAUUGCUGAGUCGGUCAAAGAUAUUGACAGGACGGCGCUGGCGAGGGAUGUCGGCGUCGCUGAGGAAGAUGUCGAGGAUAUCAUGCCUGUAUCAGCCGGACAACUAUAUAUGCUCGCGCGCUGGGAACAGACUUGGGGGGCGCAGUUCGAGGCGAACUUCCAGUAUAAACUCGAUGGUGCGGUUGAUCAGGAGAGGUUGGAGAGGGCAUGGGAGGCGCUUACGAGGCGACAUACUAUCCUACGGACGGUGUUUGCGUUUGUGGAGGACGACGGGGUGAGAGCUGUGCAGGUCGUCUUGAAAGAAAAGAGGAACCCGGUCAAGUAUGGCAAGUCUUCUGAGACGCCGGUGUCACUGUUGGGCCCGGUGUUCCUCGUUGUUGAAGAAGUGGAGGGGCAAAAGAUAAUCAGUCUCCGUCUACUCCACGCGCUCUACGAUGGGAUAAGUCUCCAGCUCCUCAUCCGCGAUCUCGAGACGCUGUAUUCCAACCCUGACUCCGCGCUUCCAUCUCCGCUAAGCUUCAAGGAGUUCAUAGCCCGCGACCUGGACGAGGAGUCACGACAGGCACAGAAGACGUUUUGGGCAUCCUACCUCCCGCGCACCGAGCUGGCAAGUGUUCCGGAGACGUCGGAUCCGACACACAGGGUGGAGAUCUUCAAGCCUAGUGUUCCUAUUGGGGAUAUUACUUCUGCGGCGAGGAAGGCGGGUGUGACUGUUGAUGCGCUUCUUAUGGCUGCCUUUGCAAGAGCGUAUGAGGUUACGAAACGGACCGAAAGUGAUGACACGGUCAUCGGACUCUACCUCGCCAAUCGGUCUGCUACGACUGAUUUAUCGGAGCUGGUGGCGCCGACGCUUAACUUGGUGCCUUUGAGAAUCCAAUCCGCUCAGGGGGGGCUUGAAGACGUUGCCUCAGGGGUGCAGAAAGACCUCCAGAAGCUGAGCGAGGUGGGGAAUGUAGGUGCAAGCUUGGCGGAUGUGUAUCGCUGGACGGGGAGGAGCCUUGGCGUGUUUGUUAAUGUGCUUAAGACCACUUCUCCCUCCUCCUCCUCCAGCGAGGGUGGGGACGAGAAAGCAAACGAACUAUUCGCACAGAGUCUGAGCGAGGUGGAUAUGCUGCGGCCCAGGGCAGAAGUCAUCGACGUCAUCCCUAACCCAGCCGCACUGGCUGCGUUUUCGAAGAAAGAAGAGUUGAGGGGAGCGUAUUUGGCUUCGGUAGAUAUUGAGCUACGUCUUGUGGAUGGCGGGAGAGGGAUAGAUGUUGGCCUUUUUGCGCCGGAGGGAGUUCUUGGGCUGCGGGAGGGGGAGGGGUUGGUUGAGGCUUUGGGGGAGGUUUUGAGGGGGUUGUAGAUGGGGUGUUGGGACAAGGAGUCGGGGAGAUCUGGGUUGGGGAGAUGGCGUCAGCUGGCUGGUGUGCUUCCUCUUGCCCUUUUUGUUGUUUCUUGUUCAUUUUUUUGGAGUUAUUCGACUCGCUGUUUAUGCAUGAUAUUUACUGUACAUGAGGGUUGAUUUUGUGAACGCUACAUAUUUUGGUUUGCGGGUAUAUAGGAAUUUUCAGGUUUCAUUGUUCACACAUGCGUCGACAUUUGUUUAAGAGGAAAGGAUC